CUCAUCUCGCCCAAUCUCGUCUGGUCUCGCCGCCGCCGUCGGGGCCGUCGGGGGAGUAUUUUUGCUGAGCUGGUCUCGUGUUUACGUCUGGAGGAUUCGUCGCGAAUCGACUCGCCCCUCCCGUCGCAUCCUCACCCUCGUCCCUCCGAGUUCCCCGAGUCUCGCGACCCGAUCCGACCUCGCGUGCGAGCCACGUUCGCGUGGAGAUUCUUUCCUCCCGGCACUUUCCCCGCCUUCCCGUCGACGGCGAGAGAAAGAGAGAGAGAGAUAGAGCGAGAGCGAGGCGGACGGACGCGUGUUCCCCCCCCCCCGUGUUUACCUCGUGGUAAAUCCAGGCCAGGUCGAGUGUGUUUCAUUGCGUUUCGUUCACGCGCGGCGCAAACGAUGAAGGUGACGGUGACGACGCUCAGCGACGACAGCGUCUUCGUUCUCGACGUGAGCGAGGAGCUGGAGCUGGAGAACUUCAAGGCGUUCUGCGAGAUCGAGAGCGGCGUGCCGGCCCACGAGAUCGUGAUCGCGUUCAACGGCCUGCCGCUCAUGGACGACAAGAAGUCGCUGCGCGACCACGGGAUCCGCGACGGCGACGCCGUUAUCCUCCAGCAUAUGCACCAGAGCGGCAGCGACCUGAACUUGCAGCCGUUCAACAGAGCCAUUCCAUUACUGGACUUCAGUUCCAUCAGAGUUCCCGGGGCCAGCAACAAUCAGCAGCGCCCGUCGCCGAUCGCGAACAACCGGGUGCAAAAUCCCCGCAGCGAGGACGAUCCGGCUAUGAUAAAGAACAUGUUCAUGGCCAAUCCGGAUCAGCUGGCGUUGCUGAAGCAAAAUAAUCCCAGACUGGCCGACGCGCUGCUGUCGGGGAAUCUCGAUCGAUUUUCAACUGUACUCAGAGAGCAGAUAGCCGCUCGAGAAGAACGGCAAGCGCAACGGCUGAGAAUGAUGAACGCCGAUCCCUUCGACACCGAAGCGCAGCGGCUGAUCGCCGAGGAGAUCAGACAGAAGAAUAUCGAGGCGAAUAUGGAGGCCGCGAUGGAGUACAAUCCGGAGACCUUCGGCACCGUCGUUAUGUUGUAUAUCAAUUGUAAAGUCAACGGAUUUCCGGUGAAAGCAUUUAUUGACUCAGGUGCACAAACUACCAUUAUGUCCGCUGCCUGUGCCGAGAGAUGCCACAUUAUGCGUUUGGUCGACACAAGGUGGGCUGGAGUCGCCAAGGGUGUUGGAGUACAACGUAUAAUCGGUCGUAUACACAUGGUACAAAUACAGAUCGGCAAUGACCAUCUGACAACGUCCUUCAGCGUCCUCGAGGAACAGCCUAUGGACAUGCUGCUGGGCUUGGACAUGCUCAAGAGACAUCAGUGUUGCAUAGACCUGAAGAAGAAUGUCUUGAAGAUCGGAACUACGGGUACUGAGACUACAUUUCUGGCAGAAGGCGAUUUACCAGAGUGCGCAAAAUUGAGCGGAAACAGCGAUGAAUCCUUGGACGACAAGGAUCUCCAGCGAGCUCUCGAGGAUAGCACGAGAGAUGCUAAGAAACAGAGGCAACAGCAUGACGGGCAAGGUACCAGUAGUCAAGGGUCGUCGAGGCCCGCUGCCUUAGAGACUACAAUCUAUCCUCACGACCCAUUCACGGAAGCCACGGUCAAGGAAUUGGAGGCCCUGGGUUUCACCAGGGCGCAAGUCAUUGCGGAAUUGCGUAGAUUUAACGGGGACAAGACGCAGGCCACUGCCGCGCUGUUUGCGAAAUCAUUCAAAUUUUGAAAAUUAUCACGUGCGAUUCGAAGUACGCGAGUUAUCAUGAAUGAACGAAGGGACACAGGCAUAGAGCGAAAUUGUGAAUAUAUAAUAGGCAAUAAAAAAAAAUGGAGGAAAACAAUGUUCAAAGCAAUUUUUAGGUAUCAUUUAUAAGCGUCGUUUUCAAUAAGUCGCUGUUUGAUACACUUUCAGCUACAAUUGACUCUCCGUUUUGUGAAAUCGUUGGAAUCAAAUGUUAAUAUGAAACUUCCUUGUGAUCUUCGCUUUUGUUCUAAUGGUACAUUCAUUCGAAUAUCAUUGGAACAAGUGUUAUGCACGGUUUGUCUGUUAUUCGCUUUUUGUCACAUACAUAGUCAAAUGCGAGAGCAAGCUCGGGGAAGAAUAUUAUUCUUUUUUUUUAUUAGAUUUGAGCCGAUUCACAAAACGGGCAAGACCAAUAUGGCCAUUCAGGAGAUUCGAUUACAUUGGUCAAUAGUGGUGAUAUCACAACAUUUUUAUAUAGCACGGAAACAAGUUGAGGAACGUUGAAAAACAGUUGUAGAAUACGCGAUUCAAGAUUGAACCUUACGAAAUUGCAUGAACGAUACACAGAAGUUCCAGGUUAAGAUGACAAGAAGUUAUAUUCGAAGUAUGCUUCUUUGUAUAUUUUCUUACACGUACACAUGCAACGCCUAAUUGCAUUAUUUCCAAAUAGUAUAUAUAUUUAAAUAUGUAUUAUUAUAUGCUGUGUAGCAAAGUGUUGAUUAAAGGAGAAAUUGAAUUGUUGCGUGACCUAAUACUUUAAUUAAGUA
Wasmannia auropunctata (little fire ant) is the source of this 2540-nucleotide messenger RNA. It is a transcript of the gene rngo, whose product is annotated as protein DDI1 homolog 2. Gene Ontology annotation, molecular function: protein binding; aspartic-type endopeptidase activity. The transcript is spliced from 6 exons. Lineage: Eukaryota; Metazoa; Arthropoda; Insecta; Hymenoptera; Formicidae. Bases 385 to 1755 code for a protein of 456 amino acids. The record is from RefSeq and is a predicted model, not a curated record. Gene Ontology annotation, biological process: proteolysis.